UAUGAAAUGUCGUCAUUCGAUGAAAAGCAAGCGACAUUGCUUUUGAAAGAAAGACCGAUUGAAUUUGUGAAUUAUAACAAACAUCAACUGUCCAGAGUUUAUCCAGCUGGUACGAGGUUUGAUAGCAGUAAUUUCAUGCCGCAAAUAUUUUGGAAUGCAGGAUGCCAGUUAGUAGCUCUCAACUAUCAGACUUUGGAUUUGGCCAUGCAAUUGAAUUUAGGAAUAUUUGAAUACAAUCGCAGGUGCGGAUACAUUUUAAAACCAGAAUUCAUGCGAAGGAAAGAUAGGCGUCUAGAUCCAUUUGCAGAAUCUACGGUAGACGGCAUAAUUGCUGGUACCGUAUCAAUCAGCGUGAUUUCUGGGCAAUUUUUAACAGACAGGAGGGCUGGUACGUAUGUGGAAGUGGACAUGUAUGGUCUUCCAGCAGACACCGUCAGAAAGAGAUUCCGGACGAGAUCCGUUCCGAACAAUGGCAUCAAUCCUGUUUAUGGCGAUGAACCUUUCGUUUUCAAAAAGGUUGUACUACCAGAACUGGCAAGCAUCAGGUUGGCAGCUUACGAAGAAGGUGGCAGAUUUCUUGGACACCGAGUUCUGCCAGUUGUCGGUCUUUGUCCUGGUUAUAAGCAUGUGCAGCUAAGAACAGAAUUGGGCUUACCUCUACCAUUAGCCACAUUAUUUUUAUCUAUAGUAGUUAAGGAUUACGUUCCGCAUAACUUUGUGGACAUUGCCGAUGCACUCGCGAAUCCGAUAAAAUAUCAAAGUGCAUUGGACAAACGUGCAGAGCAACUGGCUGUGCUCACAGAAGAUAUGGAACCAGAAUUGAAUGCUGAUGGAGAAGAAGACCACAAGGGUGAGGGUGGUGACAAAUGUGAUACAAAAGGGGAUGCAAAUGUGCACCUGUCUAGUACGACAGGCAGUGGCAGUAUCUCUUCUCUAGUUGCUAAACCUCAGCGUAGAAUGACCAUAUCAAACGUCGCCUGCAGACGAGAGCUUCUAACAUCAGACGGCGGCAGUCCUCAUUCAAUAACAGCCGGUGGUAGUCCCCGUUUACAUCACCGCGCUAGUGUGGUUACCAGCACCGCCUUGGGAGGAAUGGUUGCGGGCGGCGGUCUAAUGGCUAACGCUGCUACCGUCUCUUCCCUGACUGGUGGAAAUGAUGACAAAGAAUUCAGUGACGGUCAGAACGAGGUCACAAGUAGCGGAGCAAGCGGUGGUGACAUGCCUGUUGUCAGAACGAUUUCAGCUGCUUUACAAAAAGCUCUCGAUCAGGCUAUUCCAGUGCGAAGUCCUGAAGCGAUAGCUGCAGAAGACAUCAAAGCUGAAACACUGGAAAAACUUUUCGAAAAUAAAUCCGUUGCUGAGAAACGUUUGGAAAUGGAGAAAAAAUUAGAAUCGUUGCGUAAGAAACAAGACAAGGAAAGGCAAAAGUCUUUGGAGGGUAGCGGAUUAGCUGAGAAAAGAUCUUCUAAAUUCUAUAUGAGCAGUAAACUUGUGAAGAGGCUAUCCAGUAAAAAUAUCAGUGACGCUCCUUGGUCAUCGGCGGGUUCUUUAGGAAGUGUUGAUGGAGAUAGUCAUGCUGUAGCUGCUGCCGCUUCUUGUCCAGCUUUAGCUCGACUGGUUCGGGAGCACGCAAUUCAACUCAAAGAACUUCAAGAACGAUAUCACGAAACAAUAUAUUCCAUAGCUGAAAAGGCUUUGAAACAAUCUCAGGCGAAUCAGAUGAAAGCUUUGAGGGCUUUGCUAGAUAGAGAAACUGCGGAACUGGGACAAAUAUUAGAAACGACGAGGCGGAAAGAAGUCAAAGAUCUUGCUAAAAAGCAUCGAGAUCGAGAUGAACUCAUUCGUAUGAAAAGAGAAGUGGCAACAGCAAUCGUGGAAAGGGGUGUUGCUGAACGAGUUAGACUUGCUCAAGAUUAUGAAAGGAGAAUUGAUGUUCUACAACGUGAACAUAAUCUUGUGAAAAAAAAUCUUGAAGAACAUCGACUGAAGGCGAAGAAUGAUUUGGAACUGGAGUAUUCUAGUCGCAUAAGUUCCGCCGAGUGCGGUGAAACCGCCGGCAGUGGCGCCUCCACGGCGGCGGUGUCGAGCUUACAGGAACAGCCGUUGGAGCUGUAGCACGAGCGGCUCUCGACCAUCAGCGAGACAAUCUCCGCCACAACCAAUUCCAAAUGCGGUAAAUGUAAUAGUUGUUGUCGGACCGCCGACAGUCCGUGACAGCCACAGCUGACCAAACACGGCCAAUAAUCCUAUGAAAAGCGGUUUGCAAGCAUGCAGAUCGUCAUAGAUCUCUCGAUAGAAAAUUAAUUUCGACAUAGCACCAUAUGCCUAUGGUUAAAGGUGCAAUUUGUGUGUCAGUUCCAACCUUGCUUAAAAGCAAAUUUACCGAUUCGGUUUGUCUAAUUGCAGCUCCAAAAUUGAAGGUAAUUCAAAGAAAAUUAUCUUAGGCAAUAGUAAUAUAUCUGAAGAUUUCAUGUGAGAUCCCACGUUUUGAAACUGUUUUAAAAUAUUCGCUUCAAAAACUCAGCGUUCGUGUAUUAUUAAACAAUUUAGUUAUUGUGUAAA
Molecule: messenger RNA, 2562 nt
Organism: Ctenocephalides felis (cat flea)
Lineage: Eukaryota; Metazoa; Arthropoda; Insecta; Siphonaptera; Pulicidae
Product: 1-phosphatidylinositol 4,5-bisphosphate phosphodiesterase classes I and II-like
Exons: 12
Coding region: 7-2115 (702 amino acids)
Biological process (GO): phosphatidylinositol-mediated signaling; lipid metabolic process
Molecular function (GO): phosphatidylinositol-4,5-bisphosphate phospholipase C activity
Source: RefSeq, a predicted model, not a curated record